CUACCUAGACAUGGCCACGUUAACAAUGAAGUUUUUAAUGCUUGUCUUCCUUCUAUCACCAGCCAUCAAUGGUGUUGUUGAAGCUAGAGCUGGUUCUGACUGGUUUACUUAUCUUCCUAAGGGGGCUCCAAUCCCUCCAUCUGGUCCAUCUCGUCCACCAGCUCGUGAAGGGUUCCAUUAUCUACCGAAAGGAGCUCCAAUCCCUCCAUCUGGUCCAUCCGAUCCACCGGCUUAUGAAGGGUUCCAUUAUCUUCCCAAAGGAUCUCCAAUCCCUCCAUCUGGUCCAUCUCGUCCACCAGCUCAUGAAGGGUUCCAUUAUCUUCCCAAAGGAUCUCCAAUCCCUCCAUCUGGUCCAUCUCGUCCACCAGCUCGUGAAGGGUUCCAUUAUCUACCAAAAGGAGCUCCAAUCCCUCCAGCUGGUCCAUUCGAUCCACCGGCUCAUGAAGGGUUCCAUUAUCUUCCCAAAGGAUCUCCAAUCCCUCCAUCUGGUCCAUCUCGUCCACCAGCUCGUGAAGGGUUCCAUUAUCUUCCCAAAGGAUCUCCAAUCCCUCCAUCUGGUCCAUCUCGUCCACCAGCUCGUGAAGGGUUCCAUUAUCUACCGAAAGGAGCUCCAAUCCCUCCAUCUGGUCCAUCUGAUCUACCGGCUCAUGAAGGGUUCCAUUAUCUUCCCAAAGGAUCUCCAAUCCCUCCAUCUGGUCCAUCUCGUCCACCAGCCCGUGAAGGGUUCCAUUAUCUUCCCAAAGGAUCUCCAAUCCCUCCAUCUGGUCCAUCUCGUCCACCGGCUCAUGAAGGGUUCCAUUAUCUUCCCAAAGGAUCUCCAAUCCCUCCAUCUGGUCCAUCUCGUCCACCAGCCCGUGAAGGGUUCCAUUAUCUACCGAAAGGAGCUCCAAUCCCUCCAUCUGGUCCAUCCGAUCCACCGGCUCAUGAAGGGUUCCAUUAUCUUCCCAAAGGAUCUCCAAUUCCUCCAUCUGGUCCAUCUCGUCCAUCAGCUCGUGAAGGGUUCCAUUAUCUCCCUAAAGGAGCUCCAAUCCCUCCAUCUGGUCCAUCCGAUCCACCGGCUCAUGAAGGGUUCCAUUAUCUUCCCAAAGGAUCUCCAAUCCCUCCAUCUGGUCCAUCUCGUCCACCAGCCCGUGAAGGGUUCCAUUAUCUUCCCAAAGGAUCUCCAAUCCCUCCAUCUGGUCCAUCUCGUCCACCAGCUCGUGAAGGGUUCCAUUAUCUCCCUAAAGGAGCUCCAAUCCCUCCAUCUGGUCCAUCCGAUCCACCGGCUCAUGAAGGGUUCCAUUAUCUUCCCAAAGGAUCUCCAAUCCCUCCAUCUGGUCCAUCUCGUCCACCAGCUCGUGAAGGGUUCCAUUAUCUCCCUAAAGGAGCUCCAAUCCCUCCAUAUGGUCCAUCAGAUCCACCGGCUCAUGAAUGAUGGAUUUCAGUAUCGUCGUAUCAGAAACAUGCUUCCAUCUUCUAAUUGUUGAGCACUUGAAUAAUACUUAGUUUGAAUGUUUAAAUUGCUUGUGUGGAUGUAAAGUCCUACAAGCAACACUUGAUUAGUUCAUGGAUGGUGAGGAUGUUUUAAUAUUGAAUUGAAUAUACAUGUUAAUCUGUC
Molecule: messenger RNA, 1597 nt
Organism: Macadamia integrifolia
Lineage: Eukaryota; Viridiplantae; Streptophyta; Magnoliopsida; Proteales; Proteaceae
Product: basic salivary proline-rich protein 1-like
Exons: 3
Coding region: 11-1414 (467 amino acids)
Biological process (GO): floral organ abscission
Source: RefSeq, a predicted model, not a curated record